AUGGGCGAAGCGACUGGCUUUGGAAACAAGGAGAUCACCCGAAGGAAAAAGCUAGGACGGGAUGAUCAGUCCUUGCCUCGCGACAACUUGUUUGCCUCGAGCGGCGAAACGGGGAAGCCUGCCAGCCUGAACCACCUCCACCGCAACCAUUCCGUCAUCUUGGAUCUGAUACUGAACUCGAGCAAACGUCGCGAGGAAUUGAAUUUUUACAACAGCUCCAAGGAAAAGCGACUGUCCAUAGAGCACAUUCCAGGAAAACCAGCUACUUUUCGAAAUGGAGACGGUGGAAGGUCUCUUGCCUCGGAAAGUGUGAGAGCAAGCGGGGCAGGCACCAAUGGUGUUACUAGAACCGGUAAAGGCGGUAAGGAGGACGUGGUCAAAGACUGCGAUGACGCAAUUAUCAAUUUGGAGCACGAAGGAUUGCUAGAUCCGCCGAAAGUACAGCAGCUUCUAGACUCCUACGGCCGCACGGGUCAACAUAUAACUAAACGCAAGUUUAGUUUUGACUUGCAUCUAAUGAUAUCCUCGAGCGGGAAGUUUCUAUCCGUAUUUGAGAACGGGCGGCCCGUCGACGGGUUCGUAAUCGACAUUGAGUCGCAACUCAAGAUGCUAUCCUUUCAAGAUCGAGCGUAUCAAAUACACUUUUUGGAUAAUUCUGCAUUUAUGACGGCCACGCGUGGCCUGGGCGACGACCUAAUCAAGAAGUACUUUGUUGAGCAUCCCAAUCCAAAAGUGAAGACGGAUGUGGAAGCAAAAGUUGACGUGGACGUGGACGUGGACAUGGACGUGGACGUGGACAUGGACGUGGACGUGGACGCAGAUGCAGACGUGGACGUGGACGCAGAUGCAGACGUGGACGCAGAUGCAGACGUGGACGCAGCUGCAGAUGCUGUCAAGGACACUGCAAAGGAACCAGACUCCUCCCUUUCAAAUCGCUUGCUGCUGCCUUCAGAAAAAAAUCGAGAUCCUCUCAGCUUCUUUAUACCCAGGCGAGCCACGAGGAGCACCACGCAUCCAUUCAGAGACAUCUUUCACGAAACUAGCAUUGCAGAGGGAGAUCUCCCUCUGCUCAGCAACAAAUCAAAGAUGCUGAAACUCGUUGAUGAGGGUUAUGGAAGGAGAAGGUCAUCCCGCAGAUUUCAUGACAUUGAAUACGUUGAUGACGGCGUGGAUGAUGAGUUUGCAGCCUUUUUUGAGGACAUCAAGCACUCGGGUUCUGAGAAAGUCCCCUCCUUAGUGCCGGAUCUCCAUUACAAGUUUUACGACGGGGUACAAAUGACAUUGUCCAAUAAAGACUUUGUCAGCCUAUUCCGCAACAACUGGGUUAAUGAUCGAGUGAUUGAUUUCGGUAUAAAAUACCUGAUUCAAGAGGCCGUAAAGCAGAAACUAGUACCAGCCGAAGAGAUUUGCUGUUUAAGUGCAUUUUUUUUCACAAAGCUUGUGUCUCGAACCUCGACUCUGGGAGAAACGGACUAUUACGGCAACAUCAAACGAUGGCUUCAAAAGAUUGAUUUGAUGAGUUUUCGCUAUGUUGUCAUGCCGAUCAACCAGAAUCUGCAUUGGUUUUGUUGCAUUGUGAGAAAUCUACCGGACUUGUUGAAAAAAGAGCUCGAUAAGCAAACCAGCCCUCCAAAUGAUGACGAGCAGCUGGCGCAACACAGAUCCUUCGCUGAAAUCUUUGUGUUUGACUCGUUGAGCGCGCGCAGAGACGACGUGAAAGUCCCUUUGAAACUGUUUAUCAUCGGAUACUGCAAGGACAAGUAUGAUCUUGACAUCAAAAGGGAGCAAAUACGGGUUCAUUCGGCUCGAGUCCCGAAACAGAACAACUUUAAUGAUUGCGGCGUUCAUGUUUUGUACAAUGUGAGAAAAUGGUUGCAAAAGAUUACCGAUUGCGAAUCCCAAUGGAGGAGUUUUAAGCUGCAUAUGAGUAAGCAUUUAUUCCCCGCGCAGGAAAGAAACAGAGAGCGCAUAUUUUGGAUCCAGACUAUUCUAGAUUUGCACCUGCUGCUGGAGCACAGACAGGAAGCUCCGUCGGAAGAGGACCACGACGACGUCGUUGAGAUUGUGCAUGAAAGUUUUGGCCCAGAAGAAGGUGCGAAAUGGGAGGCCAAAGCCAAAGCACAGGAGACACUGGAUCUCACACAACCGGAGGAGGAGGAAGCAACCGUGCAGACCAAGGAAGUUUCCCAAUCGCCUAAAUCUGAAGAUAUCCAUGAAGAGGGAGAAAUUAUCUUUGCUGAGCAGUCACUUGCUAAUGGCAAUCACUUGAAAGAAGAAAAAUCUGUAGCGAGCACCAAAGCAUCGAGAUCGCUCCUGCCCGUGUCGGAGAGUCCCAGCUUUUCCGCGCAUAAUGAUCCACACAUUCUUCGUGUCGCCAGUCCCCUAAAUGAGCCCAUUGUCAUUCUUGCUUCACCUACUUCGUCUUUGGACGAGCCAGAUGUCACUCCAGAUGCUGCUCUCGCUUCUGAAUCGCCAUCGGACGAGCCAGACGCCACACCUGCACCUGUACCUGCACCUGCACCUGCUCCCGUGUCACCAGUGGUUAACCUUGUACUCGAGCCCGACAACCUGCCCACACCUGUAUUCACUAACAAGCACUUGAACAAGAAGUUUGGCAACAAACUCAUUUCAAAAAAAUUGGUGGACCAAAUCAACAAAUUGGUCGAUAAGAAAGAAUUUGUCCCGCAUCCCAAGAUGCUCCAAAUGAUCACGGCUUGGAUUGAAAAAAGUAUCAAAGACAAUCCCCAAAAUAGUCCCCAAAAGAGUCCCCCAAGCGUCAAGGCGGAAAGUUUACCAUCCAAUGGCUCGAGCAGUGAGACACCAUCCGCAGGCGAGGUGAAUAGUAAAAUAUUAGUCGAAAAUGUUGGCAACAGAAGCAGUCGCUCCAGCGAUUCUCUAAGCAGCUUACAGCAUGGGCAGUUGAAAGACAAAGUAGCACACUCUGCAGUUCAGAUGAAAACUGAGGGCGACGUGAAACCGCACAUCGAUGGAAAAAAUCAAAGUAAUGCAGACAACCAAAGUGGAAAAGUCGAAAAGAAGACUUUAAUUGACCAGCCAGAGUCGACUAGAGAAACCGCUGCAAGACCUGUUCAACUUGACAAGCUCGCCGAUGAGUUGGUGUCCGAGAUUUCAAAUGGUUUAGAGAAAAAACCGGCAAGUUCCAAAUCGAAACUAGAACAUGAGCCAAGAGUGUCUGCAAGAAAAGUAUCGUUAUCAAACUCGAUCCAAAUUUCUGGCGAGCUUGAGGAACCUACACGGCGGUCCCUGAAAAAGCGUAGAUGUCUAUAG
Molecule: messenger RNA, 3288 nt
Organism: Lodderomyces beijingensis
Lineage: Eukaryota; Fungi; Ascomycota; Pichiomycetes; Serinales; Debaryomycetaceae
Source: the annotation of a GenBank genome assembly